Molecule: messenger RNA, 1423 nt
Organism: Anopheles moucheti
Lineage: Eukaryota; Metazoa; Arthropoda; Insecta; Diptera; Culicidae
Gene: RabX6
Product: ras-related protein Rab-30
Exons: 2
Coding region: 95-727 (210 amino acids)
Molecular function (GO): GTPase activity; GTP binding
Source: RefSeq, a predicted model, not a curated record
CGAUCAAGAAAAAAACUCUAGAAAAUCAUCUCGCCGUCCCGUCUGCUUUUUGUUAACUAAAAAACCUUCGGCAGCUGUUCCCGAUUGCGGGGAAAUGAUGGCUUCGGUGCGCAUCCCGGAGCAAAAGAUCAUACUGUGUGGCGAGUAUGGUGUGGGGAAAAGCUCAAUAUUCCGUCGGUUUGCAACGAACAACUUCGUAACAUCGACCGACCGGAGGUCCACCCUUGGGCUGGAUCACUUUGGACGGACAUUCAAUGUGGGAGACAAAGAGAUUAAGCUUCAACUGUGGGACACCGGUGGUAUGGAGCGGGUUGCAUCGGUUACCUCUAGCUAUUACAAGUUUGCCGAGGCCGCUAUACUGGUGUUUGCGCUGGACAACGAAUCCUCCUUUCACGCGCUGUCGCAGCACAUGCUGGACGUGGUGACUUAUGCUGAGAAUGCCAAAAUAUUUCUCGUAGGCAAUAAGGUAGACCUAGAAUCUAGCAGUAACGAUCCACCGGUGACGGAUGCGGAUAUGGAAUCGUUUUGCGAGCAGUGCCACAGCCUAAUAAGCGCAACUUACAAAACAUCGUGCAAGACCGGCGAUGGGCUGGAGGAAAUGUUCCGUGACAUUGCGAGCACGCUGGUCGAAUCGAACCGGUCACGAUUGGAGCUGCAGGCGCUGGAAAGCCAUGGUUUCAAGAUCCAUCCUCCGGAUGAAGUGAACGACCCCGGUUGCUUAUGCUAGUGCACUUGUCAUCUUCAUUCGUAUCAUGAUUGUUCGCAUUUUCGAUUGCUCUUACCAGUAGCGGGACAAACGUUAUUUUUAUAACGAUAAUUGGUUUCCCAUACGUUUCCUAUUCAGCGUUCAUAACUCUUUAACGUACAGCCGUCCGUGUGUAAGCUCUAUCGAAAAGCAUUUACAUGAUUUAAUAAACUCGUUGCUGUAGUGACGAGUUGCAUUCCUUUUGCCAAAAAUUGCAGUCUAUUAAACUAACCACGAGUGCUAACCGCAUGCGUAUGCAACCACAAGUAAGUGCCAUCGAAACACCGGUUUACCGGAGCUUUAGGGGAAACACGUCAGGUUAAAAAUGUAAUCGAAAGCUAAUUUAUUAAUAACAUGCGUUCCACUCAUCAUUUAACAAUUCUCGAACAAUCAUGUAAACUGUAAACGGAUACUAAUUUUAAUGGUCGGCAUAAUCAGCUAUAAUUCGUAAUGAUUUCGAUUGCAGGGCUUCUGAUAAGUAGAGCUAGGUACAGCUUUCCUUGUUUUUUCAUUUGAUGUACAUGUAUUUAUCAAUCACAUCACAUCACGUUUGCGUAGGGCUUAGAUAUAAAAUUGAAGCAUUAAGGGAAAGAAGGUAGACGAACCGAAACGUACCGACCCCCAUUGGUCGUGUAAAGUGUGUGUUUGUGAGAUAAAGCUUUUUGAAUAAACUAUUGA